AUGGAAAUUAGAUGUUUUCCUUGCCAAUGCGGUGUUCUGGAUAGCUCUCAUAUAAUCUUAUCUAACCCUCCCAACAAUCAUGAAGAUUCUCUAAUUAGUCGCCACCAUGUUCAAAGCAUAAAUGCAAUGACAGUUAUAAGAAAUUCUAAUCUUUGGAACAAUUUCAAAAAAGGAGAGCUUCCUUUUAAUGGUGCUGUAUUUUUUGCGGACUCAGCUUACUCAUGUCAAGAAUGGUUAAUUCUACCUUUUCCUGGUGAUCCAGACGGUGCACAAAAACGUUUCAACAUAGCGCAUAGGAAAAUCAGAAACAUAUUUGAUCGUUGUUUUAGCAUUGUCAAAAACAGGUUUUAUGCAUUGAAAAUAAGAAUUCUCGUGGAUAAGGUUGAAGAUACCUAUAAGCUCAUUAUGUGUGGAUUUGUGAUUCGUAAUCUGUGUCUUCGACAUGGAGACAACGCUAAUGAUUUUGAAAACGGCGAAGAAGAACAUGUUAUGAAAAUCUAA
Molecule: messenger RNA, 501 nt
Organism: Hydra vulgaris (swiftwater hydra)
Lineage: Eukaryota; Metazoa; Cnidaria; Hydrozoa; Anthoathecata; Hydridae
Product: putative nuclease HARBI1
Source: RefSeq, a predicted model, not a curated record